AUGGCGGAAGGACAACCGGCGACGGGGCACGCGAGCCUGACGAUCAUCAACUCUGGCCAGCCGAUCGCCAGACUUGCAAUCGACCGCUCCCAGCUGACGGUUCAGCACCGCAACGGCAACAGAAACAUCGCAACGCCCUCAAUCGACGAGCUUUCCAUCACAGCCGUGCACCUCAACAAUGCGAUUGCGCUUCCUUUUGCACGCGCGCUGAGUCUGGUCCGCAGACUCGUGGUGCUGGAUCUUCGUUGGUGCUGGAUCACCGACCUGGGCGCGGUGACAAUCUCGAGAGGGCUCGUCGCGGCGAUGGGCGCGCGCGGCAGCGCACUUCGCAGCCUCGACCUGAGCGGCAACAUCAUCGGCCCCACGGGCGCGGGUGCGGUCGCCGAUGUCCUGCGGGCCUGCGGGGAGAGCUUGCACGAAUUCUCCAUCUCUCACAACAAGAUCGGGGACGCCGGCGUCGAAGCAGUGGUCGACGCGCUACCGGGAUGCCCAAACAUGCGUGUGCUGGACAUGGACGUCAACCGCAUCGGGGACCGAGGCAUCAAAUCGCUGGGGCGUGGUUUGCUGCGGGGUGGCGGGACACUCGAGGAGCUGCGGAUCUCCACGAGCUUCGGCCGGCCGUGCAGGCUGACACCCGACGGGGUCGCGCCGUUUGCGCAGUGGCUGGGGCGGACGCAGCGGCUGCGCGUGCUGCGCAUGAACGACUACCAGGAGCUCAACAGCGAGGCAGCUGCGACGUUGUUCAGCGGGCUGGCCGAGAAUCGCUCUUUGCGAGCGCUCGAGCUGCGGCGCAACGGCAUCGUGGGCAAGACGGUCGACCGGCUGGUGGACGCGCUGCAGAGAAACGCAGCGCUCGAGGCCCUCUACCUGGAGGGCAACAUGAUCGCCCUGGUGGGGAGCAUCAAGAUACGCCGGGCGCUGAACGGGAAGGAUAGGGCGAUGAGGGACCUGCGGCUUGAGUACCCUCCGGUGCGCGAACAGCGAAGGAAGAAGCACGGGUCUCGCUGGCUGAGAGCGCUCGGCUGGUCUGGCGCCUUCUUGUUUGGCAUCAUUGCUUUCAAUAAACAUCGUGAGCAGUGCGAGCUGGUGAAUAUUCUGAGCGACCACCUGUAUUUGCGAGAGCAAGAGGCCAGGCGCAGGUACUAG
This is a messenger RNA of Pedinophyceae sp. YPF-701, 1146 nucleotides long. NCBI's taxonomy places the organism in Eukaryota, Viridiplantae, Chlorophyta, Pedinophyceae. The record is from the annotation of a GenBank genome assembly.